GGAAUGUCGCAGGGGAGAGGCUGGACUUGCAACAGCUCUGCCCUUCGAAAGAAUCCCAGGAGUAAAUGAAAGCUGUGUUUUGAAACACGGGGAUAAAAAGGUGGAGCCGAACACAAUCGGGUCACGCCGAACAGACGAACGCACGCAGCUCCAGCCCAGCCGUCUAGAGCCGAACCGAGCCGAACGCAGCCGGGCAGAGCCGAUUGAACCCGAACCGAACCGGGCAUAGCCGAUUGGAGCCGAGAGCCCCGGGACCCCCCGCGCUGCUGCAUGGCCGGGAAGAAGCUGAUCGUGGUGUUCGGGGCCACCGGGGCUCAGGGGGGCAGCGUGGCCCGGGCGCUGCUGGACGAUGGGAGCUUCAAGGUGCGCGCUGUGACCCGGAGCCCCAGGAAGAAGGAGGCCGCGGAGCUGAGGCGCAGGGGAGCCGAGGUGGUGAAGGCAGAUCAGGACGAUGAGUCAUCGCUGGAGCGGUCCUUGGCGGGUGCCUACGGAGCCUUUAUUGUCACCAACUUCUGGGAACACUGCAGCAAGGAGAAGGAAAUCGAGCAGGGGCGGCGUCUGGCUGAGCUGUCCAAGCGCCAGGGCCUGCACCACGUCGUGUUCAGCGGCCUGGAGAAUGUGCACCAGCUGACAGGGGGCCGGCUGGAGGUGCUGCACUUCGAUGGCAAAGGCAUCGUGGAGGAGCACUUCCAGAAAAUUGGGGUUCCCACCACCAUCAUCCGCCUGCCCUUCUACUUUGAGAACUUCCUCUCCAUCUUCAAGCCGCAGAAGGCCCCAGAGGGAGGAGACACCUUUGUCCUGGAGCUGCCCAUGGGGGACACCCCCAUGGAUGGGAUGGCUGUGGAGGACCUUGGGCCCGUUGUACUUUGCCUGCUGAAGUCCCCAGGGGAGUACAUUGGCCAAGUGAUCGGACUCAGCACGGGCAAGCUCACCGAGGCAGAAUACGCUGCCAUCCUCUCCCAGCAGACGGGCAAGACUGUGACAGCCAGCAAGAUCUCCCCUGAGGAGUAUGAGAAGCAGGAUUGCCCUGGGGCCAAGGAGUUGGCUGCCAUGUUCCGUUUCUAUGCCCUAAAGCCAGACCGCAACGUGGCCCUGACCAUGAAGCUCAACCCCAAGGCCCGCACCUUCCAGCAGUGGCUGGGGGACAACAAGAAUGCCUUCUGAGCCUCCCCUCCCUCCUCUGCCUCCCUGGUUUCUGCACAGGUAGGGGGACCUGGCUGAGGAGGUGAGGUGCCCUGAGCCAUGCUGCCUUCCCAGCAGUGCCUCAGGGAGAGGCUGAUCCUGCCCCAGCUGGGGAGAGCUCAGCCCCCUUGCUGGUCCAUGUCUGUGCUCCUGCAGUGUGGUUGGGACUAUUUAGGCAGCUACAACAAGAGGAAGGGCUGGA
This is a messenger RNA of Serinus canaria (Common canary), 1384 nucleotides long. It is a transcript of the gene NMRAL1, whose product is annotated as NmrA like redox sensor 1. Lineage: Eukaryota; Metazoa; Chordata; Aves; Passeriformes; Fringillidae. Bases 271 to 1164 code for a protein of 297 amino acids. The transcript has 7 exons. The record is from RefSeq and is a predicted model, not a curated record.